UGCAAAUAAUUAAGUUCUAUGCUCUCGAGUCUCUUUGUGCGUACUCAAGUUACUGCAACCGGCUCAUUGGAUUUGAGAAACCAAUUAGUAUUACGUUUCGUAAUUCGUUCGGAAAGAAUUAUUUUUUUCCCUUCAUUCCAGUUGAGAUUUCCAUAUCAGAAAAAUGAGAGGCCCCAGAGUAGGACGCAAAGGACGUACACGACCUGGAAAUUUUAAGACAAAAUUUUUUGUCCCUCGUCCUCCAUUUGAUUUUUACUUGUGUGAAUCCUUCUUUCCAAGAGUUAAGCCUGCAGCAGAUGAAAGUGCUUUUACUCAAGCAAUUUUGAAAAGAAAUCAAGACCUGAUUCCAUCACCUCAAGAACAAAGUUCUGUUUUAAACUUAGUUACCAAAGUCCAGGCUGUGUUGGAUAAUUUAGCAGUGGCACCAGGAGCCUUUGAUGCCUGUCAAAUUGAAGAAGUCCGUCAAGUUGGGUCUUUCAAAAAAGGUACAAUGAUGGCAGGGCAGAAUGUUGCUGACAUUGUAGUUAUACUAAAGACCUUACCAACAGUUGAAGCAAUCCAAGCUCUUGGAAAUAAAGUUAUGGAAGACAUGAAGCAGAGUGAUCCCCUUGAAAUUUUAACCAUGUUAACAAAUGAAGGAGGCUUUGAGGUCAGUUCAGCUGAUGCAACUGUGAAAAUCUUGAUUACAACCAUUCCACAGAAUGUUAGAAAAUGUGACCCAGAAAUUCAUUUGAGUCAGAAGAUCCUUCAGAGUCACCUGGCUGCAAUUCGUCAUUCUCGUUGGUUUGAAGAAAAUGCUCACCAUUCAAGCAUCAAAGUUCUCAUCCGAGUGUUACGAGAUAUUAGAAAUCGCUUUGAAGGUUUCAGCUCUCUUAAUCCAUGGAUUAUUGAUUUGCUUGCUCAGUAUGCUGUGAUGAAUAAUCCAAGUCGUCAGCCACUGCCCUUGAAUGUGGCCCUGAGGCGUUGUUUUCAACUUCUUGCAGCAGGCCUAUUUUUGCCUGGUUCAGCAAGUAUCCCAGAUCCCUGUGAGAAUGGGAGUGUGAGAGUUCAUACUUCCUUAACACUGGAAGAACAGGAUCUUGUGUGCCUCACUGCUCAGACUUUGCUUCGAGUGAUGGCUCAUGGUGGAUAUAAACAGAUCCUUGGACAGGAAGGAAAUCCUAGUGUUGCCAUGGAGAUGAGUGUAUGGGAUGGUGUUGUUGUUUCACCUCUGAGUAAAGCUUAUGAAAAACCUCCUGAAAAGAAAGAAGGUGAAGAAACUGGAGAAGAGAUGGAACAAGAAGCUUCUGCUGAAGAGGGCAUGGAGACCCAAGAAACAUGAAGGAUUACCUAAUUGUAUCUUGUCUUUUGUGUGUAAUUAUGGUCAUUCUAUCUUGUUUUCUUUUCUUUUUCAAACUAGAUAUUCAUUUUAAUCAGUGUUUAUUCAUUGGACCCACCAAUAAAAUGUUUUGUUUAUUCUCUGAAA
This is a messenger RNA of Limulus polyphemus (Atlantic horseshoe crab), 1465 nucleotides long. RefSeq names its product interleukin enhancer-binding factor 2-like. Bases 164 to 1321 code for a protein of 385 amino acids. NCBI's taxonomy places the organism in Eukaryota, Metazoa, Arthropoda, Merostomata, Xiphosura, Limulidae. The record is from RefSeq and is a predicted model, not a curated record. The transcript is spliced from 12 exons.